CGCUGGUUGGAGGCGGGUAGUCAUUUUCCUUGCUUGUCGAUUGGCUCUGUCUUCCGUCCCUCAGAUUUGCCUGUGGUUUAAUUUGCUGACAGUUUGUCACUUGGAGAGGAGGGGCGACCUCGGGUGGGGCUGAGCGGAUCUUCAGGUUGUGGAGCGCGUUCUGAUUGGACAAAUUUGACUUGGGGGUCUUCGGCUGUCUCCUGGGUGGCUUGAUAAAUGGAUGGCUUGAGAGAAAGAGGUGGACUCCCAUUAUUGUCCCAGUUGCCUAGAAAAUAUGCCAUCAGCUGAAGCCAAACUGAAAAAGAAUAGAUGCGCCAAUUGCUUUGACUGUCCUGGCUGCAUGCAUACCCUCUCUACCCGGGCAACAAGUAUCUCUACACAGCUCCCAGAUGACCCAGCCAAAACCACCAUGAAGAAAGCCUAUUACCUGGCAUGUGGAUUUUGUCGCUGGACAUCUAGAGAUGUGGGCAUGGCAGACAAAUCUGUGGCUAGUGGUGGUUGGCAAGAACCUGAAAAUCCUUACACACAAAGGAUGAACAAACUGAUUGAAUAUUACCAGCAGCUUGCUCAGAAAGAGAAGGUUGAACGAGAUCGCAAGAAACUAGCACGGCGUCGAAAUUAUAUGCCUCUGGCUUUUUCGCAACAUACUAUUCAUGUAGUGGACAAAUAUGGUCUUGGAACCAGGCUUCAGCGACCACGAGCUGGUGCAUCCAUCAGUACCCUUGCUGGACUUUCCCUUAAAGAAGGAGAGGACCAAAAAGAGAUAAAGAUUGAGCCAGCUCAGGCUGUAGACGAAGUGGAACCUCUACCUGAAGACUAUUACACAAGACCAGUAAAUUUAACAGAAGUAACUACUCUUCAGCAGCGCCUCUUACAGCCAGACUUUCAACCAAUUUGUGCUUCACAGCUCUAUCCUCGCCAUAAACAUCUUCUGAUCAAACGGUCCCUACGUUGCCGGAAAUGUGAACAUAAUUUGAGCAAGCCAGAAUUUAAUCCAACAUCUAUCAAAUUCAAAAUCCAGCUUGUUGCUGUCAAUUAUAUCCCAGAAGUGAGAAUCAUGUCGAUUCCCAACCUUCGCUACAUGAAGGAGAGCCAGGUCCUCCUGACUCUUACAAAUCCAGUGGAGAACCUCACCCAUGUGACGCUGUUGGAAUGUGAGGAGGGGGACCCUGAUAAUAUUAACAGCACUGCUAAGGUAGUGGUGCCUCCCAAAGAGCUUAUUUUAGCUGGCAAGGAUGCAGCGGCAGAAUAUGAUGAGUUGGCAGAACCCCAGGACUUUCAGGAUGACCCUGACAUUAUAGCUUUCAGAAAGGCCAACAAAGUGGGUAUUUUCAUCAAAGUGACCCCACAACGUGAGGAGGGUGAAGUGACCGUAUGCUUUAAGAUGAAGCAUGAUUUUAAAAACCUGGCAGCCCCCAUCCGCCCCAUCGAAGAAAGUGACCAGGGCACAGAAGUCAUCUGGCUCACGCAGCAUGUGGAACUCAGCUUGGGCCCACUUCUUCCCUGAAGGGUUCCACUGGCAGGCAGAUCCCAAAGGAUACUGUCACCAGGAACCUGUGUUAAAAUGUGGAAGCUGCUGCUUCAUUAGGCCUUGUUUAUAACAGUGUAUCCAUGCACUACUGAAUCCUAUUCCUAGGAGAGUGGGGGUGUAGGCAUGGCAUUAGGAACACAGGGCAACCACUGUUCCUCUUGCUUUCACUUCUGUAGCACCAGAAAAUCUGCAUCUCCCUCACUGAAUCCUGCACGCUGACUAAUAACAGCAUAGUCCCAUCCCGAGAAAGGGGACAGCUGUUCCUCGGAGUGGCGUUAGAUUUACCACUUGACUAAUCUAUUUCCUGAUCUGAUUUUACAAAGGGUCAGAAUCUCAAGGAUGAAACUUAAAAUAAUAACCCAAAGGUGGACCUGCUAUUAAUGAUCUAGCAUUGAUCUCAGUAUAUCAUCUGCUUUUUGGAUUCCAUUAGAUAUAAUCCAGCAGUCUAAACAUAUCCCUUCACUUUCCAUCAUGGCUCCCAUCUUGCCAUAGAUUCCCAUUUGACAGAAAAAUAGAAUUGUCACCUUGUCUUAAACUUGAUGAUGAUUGGAAAAAACCUGUGAAAUUCUUAAGGCCUCAUUUGCUCUCUUCCAAGUGAAAAUAGUACAGGACAUGUUUGUUUAUUGAUUGCUCUUAAAAAUUUUUCCGGUAGGAAUAAAACUUUUUCUUUUAAAAAGUAUUUGAGAAGCAAGCAAUUACAUGUCAUAUCAAGGGAGUGGCCACAAUAUCCAGGGAAGAAUGCUGCCACAAGGAGGCAAUCUUUGUAUGCCUUACACCCUACUUCUUUUCCUCUACCCUUCCUCUUUAACUCAAUGACUUGUUCUCAGUAUUUGGGACCUGGAAAGAGCCUAGAGAAAAAUUGAGUGCACAAAUACACUCCUCAAAUGCAGAAAACAUUUUAAAGGUUAGAUUUUUAGGCAUGAUCUAAACUAAGGUUCUUUCCAUUGAUUUGAAGGGGAAAUUAAUGAUUAUGAUUUCUUAUAUCCAAAACGGGAUGUUAAGAAACAGAACCUUCUGCAUUCCUGAGUUUAUGACUUUCAUUAUAUAGUAUGUCAAAUGAGACCACUUUGAUUGAAAACCAUGAAAUAGUUCAGCAGAUAUUCUAAAAUACAUAGCACACAUGCUGUUUCCACUUGAUAUCCUGGAGUUGGGUUGCUAACCAUAAUUUCUGUGAUGUUUUCUAAAAUGAGACUUGACAAAGUAUAUACCACUAGCUGUACCACAUUUUCAGUAAAUGUUUUGUUAACAAGUGUCUGAUAGACUUUUGAGGGAAAAGAAAUUUCUUGUUCAUCCUGUUUUUUUUCUUAAAUUUGAGGUCUUAAAAUUAAUGCAUAACAUAAUCUAGAAUACAGACAGGACAUGGUAACUUGCAGCUCCACCUUGAAAGUUAAAAAUAGGUGGGAAGCCUUUGAAAGACACUAAAUUGUACCCUUAAGUUCAAGUCAGCUUUAUGAAACAAUAUUCCUACAGAGAAAUAUAAAUGCUGCAAUGUAAGAAAAAAAAUACUAAUCUAUAAUAUUAUGACAAUAAUAAACAGGGCUUAGCCUUUUAAGAGUUGGGGUAGGGGAGCUGGGUAAUGACAAAUGUGUAGGCUAUAGGAAGAGUUUAAUUUUUGUGACCCUACAGAGUGUCAAAUAAAUUCUUACUUCACUACCUGCUAGAGCCUACUGUGAAGCCACCACUCCCUAUUUGCUGGUGGAGGAAAUGGGCAUCAAAGUAGAAAAUAGCUUCAUAUGUUUACACAUUUGCACAGACUUCACAAAGUUGUAUGUUGUACGUUUAUGGCAUGUAACUGUAUUUGUUCCCAGAAGUAAUAAUGAUCUUAUGGGUUUUAUCACCCACAUGUGACACAGAAACACAAAAACACUUUGAUAUUAGAAUAUUUUUUUUCUUCAAAAGCCAAAUUAACUUGCAGAACAACAGAGCCAUUGGUUUAGUUUAGUGUUUCCUCAAGGUAGUUUUUAGUGCAAGCUGGUAUUUUGUGUGUUCACAGAAAUGGUUCAACACCUGCAGCUGGUGAAUUAGCAAUUUUAUUUGUUGCUUUUUUAUAUUAGAUCAGGUGCAAGAUUGUUAAAUGUAUAGUCAUUGUGGACCACUGCAGGAGAAUUAGACAUUAUUAGCACUUGAAAAUGUAAUAUUGGAAGCUUAAGGCUAAGUUAAUUUGAAUUUGUAAUUUUAUUAAACCACCAAAGUUUUCUUUUAUUCAGAGUACUUAUAGGCAUAAUGAGUGAAAUGUCAUGCAUAUUUGUGAAGAAACAUUCUUUUGGUCCCUUUUUGGAAUGAGAGGCACUCCUUGAUCUUUAUUAAUAACAGGUUACUGUUUUGCCUUGUUGCUUAACUUAAUGUAGUGAAAUAAAACAAAGCUUGAGAUGUG
Choloepus didactylus (southern two-toed sloth) is the source of this 3905-nucleotide messenger RNA. It is a transcript of the gene DCTN4, whose product is annotated as dynactin subunit 4. Gene Ontology annotation, cellular component: dynactin complex. The transcript is spliced from 14 exons. The record is from RefSeq and is a predicted model, not a curated record. The coding region runs from base 275 to 1507 and encodes 410 amino acids. NCBI's taxonomy places the organism in Eukaryota, Metazoa, Chordata, Mammalia, Pilosa, Megalonychidae.